AUGGGCGAUCUACCGGAGGCAAGAGUUAACCGUGCCGCUCGCGCAUUUAUACAUACUGGCGUUGAUUACGCUGGACCAAUCACUGUCCGAACCGCGCCCGGCCGAGGACACAAAUCGCAAAAGGCUUACAUUGCGCUGUUCAUAUGUUUAACGACCAAGGCUAUGCAUUUAGAACUUGUUUCCGAUUACAGCUCGCCGACCUUUAUUGCAGCGUACCAGCGAUUUGUCUCCCGCCGAGGACUACCGCAGUCCAUGUACUCAGACAACGGUACAACAUUUCAUGGCGCUAAUCGAGAAUUAUCCGAAGCUCACGCGAAAGCAAUUCGCGAUCCAAGCUUUCGUAAUCGUCUCGCUAGCGAUGGAACCGCGUGGCAGUUCCUACCCCCGGCCGCACCACAUUUCGGCGGACUGUGGGAAGCCGGUGUCAAGAGCGUCAAAUACCACAUAAAGCGUUGCAUCGGCCUCCAUACAUUAACUUUUGAAGAAAUGACCACGUUUCUUUGUCGCAUUGAAGCUUGCUUAAACUCUCGUCCGAUCGCUCCCGUCUCCGAUAAUCCUGACGAUUAUCACGCGUUAACGCCUGGUCAUUUCUUGAUCGGUACCUCUCUUCUCGCUCCCGCCGAACCAAGCGUGCUUGAAUUUAACGAGAAUCGAUUGUCGCGUUGGCAAAUGAUUCAACGUCUGACGGAAGAGUUUUGGCGGUCCUGGUCAAGCGAUUACUUGCAUUCUCUUCAACAACGCCCAAAAUGGCGCGUUAUCCAGCGACUUGCCAAAGUUGGCCAAAUAGUCCUAGUGCGUAAUCCCUUGGCUCCGCCCAGCCAUUGGGACCUUGGACGAAUUGUCGCCUGUCAUCCAGGAGAAGAUGGCCUGACGCGCGUUGUCACGGUCAAAACCUCCCGUUCUGAAUAUAAACGACCGAUCGUGAAACUAUGCUUCUUGCCUGUUGCGAUUAAUACCGAAGAAGUAAAAGAUUCCGUUAUGGCGGGCGGAAUCUCGUCUUAA
Nylanderia fulva is the source of this 1002-nucleotide messenger RNA. RefSeq lists its product as uncharacterized. Gene Ontology annotation, biological process: DNA integration. The record is from RefSeq and is a predicted model, not a curated record. NCBI's taxonomy places the organism in Eukaryota, Metazoa, Arthropoda, Insecta, Hymenoptera, Formicidae. Gene Ontology annotation, molecular function: nucleic acid binding.